AUGACAUCGAAGCUAUUCCUCAAGACAUUCAACAUGGCGACUAGACAUCGGUUAGACAAGCGAGAGAUAUGUGGCCUGCAUAGUACUGUCAGAGGAACUCUGUUCUGCAGCCGAGUGAUGGGGUUACUCCCUGUCUCUGGUCUCACUUGUCCUACUAGCCGGAGGUUGAGGUUCACAUUCCGGUCUCCAUACACGGUCCUGUACGUGGCGAGUUUGUUCGGCCAGCUACUGAUGUUCGUCAUGACCUUCUGUUGGCUGAUGAUGAACGGCAUCUCCUUAGCUAAUAUAACAAACGCAGUAUUCUACACAUCAAGCCUGAUUUCAUCAUUAAUCCUACUACACAUCGGUCGCUGCUGGCCCGCGCUGGUGGGCAGCGUGGAGACGCUGGAGCGCGAGUUGCCUCCCUUCCACAGGAACGUGGCCUCCAUCAGCAACAUCACCACUAUAUUCAUAUUGACUGCUGCUAUUGUGGAACAUCUUCUUUCAGUGUUUUAUGGAUUGAAAGUAGCAUGCGCUUGUGACUCUAACAAUGUGGCUGAAAACUAUUUUCGCUUUAACAUGCCUUGGAUCUUUGAUUAUACGCCGUUUACUAUAUGGAAGGGGGCUCUUAGUGAGUUGUUUAAUAUUCAGUCGACGUUUGUGUGGAGUUUGAACGACCUGCUCAUCAUGGUGACCAGUAUCUACCUGACGGAACAUCUGCUCAUACACAACGAGCUCCUCAAAAAGGCUGCAGAACAGGGUGCGUCCACAUAUAGCGAAUGUGCGGAUCACGCGCGGUUCGCGAGCUACCCGCGAGCCAAUCACGGCAAUGGUUUUGUUCGAGCCCGAUGUAGACGUACCCUUAAGAAGAUAAGAACGGACUGGCUGGACGGCAAGCACGUGGUGUUCGGUCACGUGAUCUCCGGGCUGGACGUGGUGAAGAAGAUGGAGAAGUACGGCAGCAAGAGCGGCACCGUCUCCAGCAAGGUCACCAUCAGCAACUGUGGAGAAUUACAAUGA
Helicoverpa zea (corn earworm) is the source of this 999-nucleotide messenger RNA. Its product is annotated as gustatory receptor for sugar taste 64e-like. Gene Ontology annotation, cellular component: membrane. The record is from RefSeq and is a predicted model, not a curated record. The transcript is spliced from 7 exons. Gene Ontology annotation, biological process: protein peptidyl-prolyl isomerization; sensory perception of chemical stimulus; detection of chemical stimulus involved in sensory perception of taste. Gene Ontology annotation, molecular function: taste receptor activity; peptidyl-prolyl cis-trans isomerase activity. The coding region runs from base 1 to 999 and encodes 332 amino acids. NCBI's taxonomy places the organism in Eukaryota, Metazoa, Arthropoda, Insecta, Lepidoptera, Noctuidae.